UUGAUCGCGCCCGUCGCCACCCUGAAGUUCAUUGUUAUUAUCUUAGCCGCCGGUAUGGUGGCCUUCAUCGGAGCGGUAAUCUGUAUCAUCGCCGCCGUCCACACCGGAUCCUCCAGGGCUGCCGCAGCACAACAGCGACCAGCAAACGACAAUCACUCGCUGUAUCCGGACUCCGGGGCUCAGAGCCCCGCUGCUGCGGGUUCUAUGGCCCGGCCCGGAUCUUUGGGCGCUCUCCAUGGUUCUGAAACGCCUGAUUCGGAAGCACCGACCUUCAACAUCGGGCUCAGCGGUCCGGACGGGGUCACUGGACUCACAGGUCACGACCCAACGGUCAGUCGACUCAUCUGCACGCCGAUCCCCGCCGGGGAGUGCAACCCGAAAAACUUUCAGCAACAAGCUGAAGAUCCGUCGCUGUACGCGGGGGAAGACUGGGGCUACCUGCGCACCACCGCGGAGGAGCUCCGGCAGACCGUUCUGCAGCAAAAGGACCAGAUAUUAACGGACCAGCGGACCAUCAGGGAUCUGACGGGGAAACUAUCCGACUGCGAGAAGGGGCUGGACGGCAGAAGUAGCGGCGCUGACAGACGCGGGAGCGCUGCGGGGCUGUGGGGGGGCAAAGGCACUGCGGAGGAGAAGCACCUGGAGCGGAUCAUGGUGCGGGACAGCCCGGGUUCUACAACCGACGGCGUUCACUUGCUCACGAUCAGGGCUGUGGAUGAACUGGAGCAGGCUAUCACUCAGCUCAAAGACCGCAUAGAGAAACUAGAGUCAGACAUCGGCCCAUUUCCUCACAACCAGACAGACAGCAGCACCUCAGGAGCACCAGAGGGAGGCAGCGUGUCGGGCGGCCCAGAAAGGUCGGCCGAUCCCGGGCACAGAGCAGGUGCUGACAGGCCCCUGAGGAUGGAAGACUUGGAGGGGGAGCUGGAGAGGAAGGUGGAACUGCUGGAGAAAGAGAGAAAGACCCUGAGGCUGGAAACUGAGAAGCACAGACAGGAAAUCGACCAGGGCAUCAAUAAUCUACACCACCGAAUCUCAGGGCUGGAGGGAGGUGUCUCAGGGCAUUCCUUUCCGGAGGGCUACAGGCUGUCCUUCCCAACUCGGACAAACUACAUGUACGCUGCUGUGAAACACGCCAUCCCGGCGCUAAGGGCCUUCACCGUGUGCCUGUGGCUGCGGCCCGCGGCGGGAGGGAUCGGGACGCCUCUGUCCUACGCUGUUCCCGAGCAACCCAACGAGCUGGUGCUGCUGCAAGGCCUGCACACCCCCACUGAGCUGCUCGUCAAUGACAAGGUGGCGCAGCUGCCUCUAAACCUCUCCAGAGGCAGCUGGCAGCACAUCUGCAUGAGCUGGAGCCAUAAGGAAGGAGCCUGGCAGGCCUACCAGGGGGGAAAGCUGAGGGGCGAGGGCCACGGGCUGGCAGCCGGACAUCACGUCAGACCUGGAGGAAUGCUCAUACUGGGGCAGGAGCAGGAUUCCCUGGGCGGAGGGUUUGACUCAUCCCAGGCUCUGGUUGGAGAGUUGUCCCAGGUUGGUCUUUGGGACCGGGUCCUGUCUGCCAACCAGGUUGCCAGCUUGGCCCGCUGUGGCAAAGUAACCCAGGGCAAUGUGGCCCCCUGGACCGAGAACGGAGUUGAGGUUUACGGUGGAGCAACCAAGGACCCGGGAGAGCCUUGUAGUAAACACAACAGGAGUUCUCAAUGACUGAUGAGGGAUGGGGAAGUGACAGAAAGAAGGGUGGGGUAAAGUUGAUUCUGCCCAUUAUUAGCACUGCUACAUGAUUAUUUUAAACAUCUCUAUGUGGCAUGGACUGAUAAGUUUGUAAAGAAUGGAAAUGAAUGGUAUAUAUCUAUAUGACGUGAGUACCAGAGGGUUCGCAGUUACUUUACCACUCUACUAGUAAUCAAUGCCAUCAUGGAAGCCCACUGGAAAAUUGUGCAAUACAACAUGAGAUUCCUCAUAAAUGUAACUGAUUAGAUUUGUCUCCAGAUUCAGGCCACACUAAACUAUUUUAUCAUUGGUCCACGCUAACGAAAGCAACUAAUGUAAAUGUUAUUGAUGUGAAUACUAGCAAACAAUUGAACCUUCUGCUGGCUAUUCAUUUGUGAGCAAACAAGCAACGACACAGUGAUGUUCAGCUGACCAAAAGUAAAAUAAUUAGCUAGCUAACAAACUGUUGUUUACCUUUAAGGAAUUGUUAAACAUUUUGGGAAAUAUGCUUAUUCGCUUUCUUUCUCAUGUCUGAACAGUAAAUCAGUAGCAAUCUAAUUUAGCUUAGCAUAAAGACAAAAAAGAGGGGGAAAAUGUUAUCCUGGCUCUGUCCAAAUGUUACGAGACCUACCUACCAGCGUCUCUAAAGCUCACUAUUAUAUCUAGUUUGUUUAAACCGCACAAUUAAUAUUAAAAUUAGUCUUUUGAGACUUUGUUUUUUGA
Messenger RNA from Anoplopoma fimbria (sablefish), 2433 nucleotides. It is a transcript of the gene cbx6b, whose product is annotated as chromobox homolog 6b. Lineage: Eukaryota; Metazoa; Chordata; Actinopteri; Perciformes; Anoplopomatidae. The record is from RefSeq and is a predicted model, not a curated record. The transcript is spliced from 5 exons. The annotation marks the transcript as partial.